AAAAACGUAUAUAAUAGAACUGUCUAAGAAAAGUAAACUUUGAUAAAUCUCUGAAUACACAGGCCUGUGAUUGGUAAUACAUGUAAUCAUUUAACUUUUUGAUUUCAUUCAUUUUAGGCAAGUAUCAGGAAUAUCCAGAAGUCGACAGAAGUAUUAUUUACAGUUUACUGUUUUGUGACAACUACACUGCUACUGUAAAUAGGGAGGCGUUCAAGUCAAUAUUGAUAAAGAUACGAGAAAGGUAUUACCAAAGGAUUUCUCCCUCUGAUGAAGUUGUUGUGACAUCCCUUCAAGAUGAUGUUAAGGAAACCCAGAAUGGUGAGGUAACGUUUGUAUCAGACGACAUCCGACAUGACGUCAUGUAUGCCUUUGUUACGGAGUGUCUGGUGAAGGACGGUGAUCUGGAGUUUUUCCUGACCACGGCGUCACGUGACGUGAUAUCAGAAUACUGCCGGUCCUGGGGGUAUAAGAGGAGUGAGGGAGAGAGAUGUCUUUAUGUACCGUACAAACCGGAGAAGAUGUGCCACCUCUUCAUAGGCAGUCUACAGCUGGACAUCAUCACACACUGUACCAUGUCUGACGGGAGGAUUCAUAGAAAGAUCAGUAAACGUUUUGGAGUCCCUGGAGAAGUACUACAGUGGGACCAGGAGGCCAGAGAGCGGUAUGUGGAGUACGCUAAGAGAGGAACACAGACAGUCCACCACGCCCGGGGGAUGAUUGUAGGAUGUGCUGGGGCGGGGAAAACCACGCUACUUAAACGUCUUCUCGGGUGUAGUGAAGAAGAGAUUAAUGAAGUAAAAUCUACUGAAGGAUUGGAAGUGCAUGAGGAAAUAUUUGAAAUAUGUGAUGAAACAAGAUCAUUGAAAGCAAGGAAAAGUCAGGAGAAUUGUGAGACAGAAAAUACUACAAUUGUUGACCCUAAGACUCUGACAUUCUUUGACUUCGGGGGCCAGUGUGCGUACUACGCCUGUCACCAGAUUUACCUGACCAGGAGAGCUUUCUAUGUCGUGGUGGUGGACGCCUCUAAACGUCUUGACCAGAAGGUGGAUAAGAAAGUGUGCGAUCAAGAUGGAAGUGUAUUCUCCGGAUGGACCUAUGGAGACUACUUUGUGUUCUGGAUAAAAUCUAUACAUACCUACUGUGGUUCUGACAACGAAAAAGAUACAAAUCCUGUAGUUCUAAUUGUUGCAACACAUUGGGAAGGAAGCAGACAUUUUAGGGAUAAAAAGGAACUGAAUGAGAGCUUGCGCCAACAGUUUCCCGAGACAUCAUAUUUACCACAGUACAUCACAGACGAAAACGUGUAUUGUACCGACAUUACUUUACCUCUCCAUGAUUUAAAAACGUGCUUUUUCAACAUAGCCUCCAAUAAACGAUGGAGCGAGAAUAUUCCAAAAGAAUGGUUCUUCUUUGGAUUAGAAAUCAACCAGAAAAAACACUCAAAGCGGAUCCUGAAGAUUUCAGAAAUAACAACGAAAGUACCGAAGAUUACGGCUAAAGAAAAGGAGGAUUCAGAUCAAGCUGAAAGGGGAACACAAGAUAUGCUGCGUUAUUAUCAUGAUGCCGGAAAAGCUUUAUAUUUUAAUGAAAAUGGUCUGGAAAAAGAAGUGAUUAUUGACGUCCAAUGGUUUGUUGACGCCUUCAAACAUAUAAUAACAGACAAGUUACAUAUCAAAGGUAUCCAUAUGACCAAAGGUGACUGGAAUGAAUAUUACCAAACAGGAAAUUUGCGAGUUCGACUUCUUGAAGAGAUUUGGAAACAUAAAGAUGAAGAGCUGUUUAACAAGGUUAAAAAAGGUAACGAAAUCUACAGUUUUAGUGCCAUGUUUACUGAGGGAAAGGAACGAUAUCUUCAGUAUCAUAAGAAAUCACUUCUCAGUUUUAUGCAAAGGCUUGGUUUGGUAGCCAUUGGUAAAGAAUCCUACUACGUUCCGUGCAUGAAUCGUAAAGAAAUUGAAAAAGAACUUUUCGAUCUCAUAAACAAAUCGAAAAGUAAAUCAUCUGUGCUUGUUUACCAAUUUGAAUUUCUGCCUUUUUUCUUGUUUUUCCGUCUUAUUGUUGCGUGUAUGCGAAUAAAGAAUUGGGAAGUACUCGAAAAUAAUCGUACAUCUUGUCUCUACAGAAACGCUGCUUUGUUUUCGUAUAGUGAGUACAAUAUCGUUUUAUCUGUCACUAAAGAUUCUAUACAACUCCAAGUAUUUCAUCCGAUGGAAGGGUAUGAUUUGGAAAAAGCGCAAACAUGCAGAAUUCAAGGAAGGAUAGAAGAGAUGCUAAUUGAUUUAGCAGGGACAUUUAACAGAAAAAUACAGUUUGAGAGAGGCUUUAGAUGUCAAACGGAGAAUGUAGAAACAAUUGCAAUGGAUAUCGAGAAUCAUUUUUUAUCGGAAAAAAGGAUUCCGAAAAAAGGUCGCAAAAUGAUGUGCCCUUUGCAUUCAGUCACUAAUCGGCAUAUCAUCGAUCCCACUGAAUUGACGAGAUAUUGGGAAAUAAAGAGGGAAACGAUUGGUGGAGACGGAAAAUAAUUUUGUACAUGUACAUGUUGAAUUGUUGUAUUGCU
Molecule: messenger RNA, 2557 nt
Organism: Saccostrea cuccullata (small rock oyster)
Lineage: Eukaryota; Metazoa; Mollusca; Bivalvia; Ostreida; Ostreidae
Product: probable serine/threonine-protein kinase pats1
Exons: 5
Coding region: 360-2522 (720 amino acids)
Source: RefSeq, a predicted model, not a curated record